Syngnathus typhle (broad-nosed pipefish) is the source of this 2645-nucleotide messenger RNA. RefSeq names its product p21 protein (Cdc42/Rac)-activated kinase 2b (gene pak2b). Gene Ontology annotation, molecular function: ATP binding; protein serine/threonine kinase activity. Bases 408 to 2000 code for a protein of 530 amino acids. The transcript is spliced from 15 exons. Lineage: Eukaryota; Metazoa; Chordata; Actinopteri; Syngnathiformes; Syngnathidae. Gene Ontology annotation, biological process: intracellular signal transduction; protein phosphorylation; regulation of MAPK cascade. The record is from RefSeq and is a predicted model, not a curated record. Gene Ontology annotation, cellular component: cytoplasm.
AUCACAAGUCGCUAGUUCCGCUUCCCCCUUCUCGACAUAGCGGAAUUAUCAUCGAAGGGCCCCAAAAAGACAGAAGGGGGUUAAAAAGUUGCACUGCACAUUGUUGUCACCUGUUUUACACCUGGUCUUAUUUAUGGACGAGUUUCGGAAGAAGUACUGCACUUUUUUGGGAUUUAAGAACCUUUUUUAAAGCACAGAGGAAGGACAGACCGCAGGGAGUCGAGGAGUUCUGUUCACAUUUAACUGCCCGGUAUAGUUCUUCCUUCCUCUCCUGGCUGCACAUCCUGCGGUGCUGCAUGAGCACACGUGUGCUUCAUGCUGAUGUGAUCCUCCCUCUUCGCUUGCCGCCCCAUCCGUCCUCGCCCCCUCUCCUGCGAAAACAACCCAAACAAACUCCAACCUGAACGAUGUGCGACAACGCCGACCCCGAGGACAAGCCCCCCGCCCCGCCGGUCCGCAUGAGCAGCACCAUCUUCAGCACUAGCUCCAGCAAAGACUCACUGUCGGCGAACCACAGCUCCAAGCCGCUGCCCUCGGUGCCUGAGGAGAGAAAGCCACGCAGCAAGAUCAUCUCAAUUUUUUCCGGCGCCGAGAAAGGCGGGAGAAAGAAAGAUCGAGACAAAGAGCGACCGGAGAUAUCACCGCCUUCCGAUUUUGAGCACACUAUUCAUGUGGGCUUCGAUGCUGUCACGGGGGAGUUCACUGGUAUGCCGGAGCAGUGGGCCCGGCUUCUGCAGACCUCAAACAUCACCAAGUCGGAGCAGAAAAAGAACCCGCAGGCCGUGCUAGACGUCCUCAAGUUCUACGACUCCACGGGCAACGGGCGCCAGAAGUACCUCAGCUUCUCGUCUUCUGAAAAAGAAGCAUUCACUCCAGGGCCACAGUCCCCAGUCAAAAAAGGCGCAGAGCCAACAUCUCCGACUAUCAAAGACAUUGACGACGACGAUGACGACGAAGCCCCGCCUCCCGUUGUGGCCCCCAGACCGGAACACACCAAGAGCGUGUACACGCGCUCCGUCAUCGAGCCCCUCCCCACCCCCGGCUUGAGCACGGACGGCGACUUGGCAUCCAAGGCUGCCGACAGACAGAAGAAGAAGGGCAAAAUGUCAGAUGAGGAGAUCAUGGACAAACUGAGAACUAUUGUCAGCAUUGGUGACCCUAAGAAGAAAUACACCAGAUAUGAGAAGAUUGGUCAGGGAGCUUCUGGAACAGUCUUCACUGCCAUCGACGUCGCCACAGGACAAGAGGUGGCUAUUAAGCAGAUCAACCUCCAGAAGCAGCCCAAGAAGGAGCUGAUCAUCAACGAGAUCCUGGUGAUGAAGGAGCUCAAGAACCCAAACAUCGUCAACUUCCUCGACAGUUUCCUGAUGGGGGAGGAGCUAUUUGUGGUGAUGGAGUACCUGGCGGGCGGCUCGCUCACCGACGUGGUCACGGAGACGUGCAUGGAUGAAGCGCAGAUAGCCGCUGUCUGCAGAGAGUGUUUACAAGCGUUGGACUUCCUGCACGCCAACCAAGUCAUCCACAGAGACAUCAAAAGUGACAACGUGCUGCUCGGCAUGGACGGCUCCGUCAAGCUCACCGACUUCGGCUUCUGCGCCCAGAUCACUCCGGAGCAGAGCAAGCGCAGCACCAUGGUGGGCACACCCUACUGGAUGGCCCCCGAGGUGGUGACCCGUAAAGCCUACGGGCCCAAAGUGGACAUCUGGUCGCUGGGCAUCAUGGCCAUCGAGAUGGUGGAGGGCGAGCCCCCCUACCUCAACGAGAACCCCCUGCGAGCCUUGUAUCUCAUCGCCACCAACGGGACGCCCGAGCUGCAGAACCCUGAGAAACUGUCGCCGGUCUUCCGAGACUUCCUCAACCGAUGCCUGGAGAUGGACGUGGAGAAGCGAGGCGGAGGCAAAGAGCUCCUGCAGCAUCCCUUCCUGAAGCUGGCCAAGCCUCUGUCCAGCCUCACACCGCUCAUCCUGGCCGCCAAGGAGGCCAUGAAAGGCAAUCGUUAAGAAGAAGACACACGUACACACAACCACGCAUACACACACACACACACUCAUCACGUGCCAACGAUUUACAAUUUGUGCCAGACAAAAGGUUAACAAAAAAGAAAAUCACUGUGAAGAAGACCAAAAAUGUCAAGCAUGAAAGACACGCACACAAACACACACACACACUAUCCGCUGUCCAUAUGAAGUCUCUGACAAACUCUGGUUAGGACUGGGCUUGUAUUUAAUGAAGAUGAUGCCUCGUCCUAGUUUCUAGUGUUGUUGUUUUUUUUAAUUGACUGCCUUAAAAAAAAUGCAAAAGUGUUGCCUAAUGUAUUGUUGAUUUUUGUCCCCCUGUGAUUUUUACUACUUUUUUGUAAUUUUACUUUCCUCAGCUCUGUCAGUGUCUUUUUAGUUCUUUUGAUACUUGAAUCUCUGUCUCUCGCUCUUUUUCAUUCGACUGCUUUUAUAGGAAACAUUUCAAGAGCACGAUAUCUUUUUGUUGAUUUCACAUACGCACCACACACACGUACACUCACACGCGACAGAGCUACUGUACCAUGUUAGUCCCUUGAUAGCAGAGGUGCACCUUACAGGCAAGUUCAUUUUACAUGGACAUGGUUUAUAUUUUCCUCUCUACUGUUGAUAUUAAAAGUGGAAAAAUUG